AUGUAUGAUGAGGCAAUGAGCUUUUGCAAAGCAUAUCAUGAUACUUUUAGUGCAUUAUACAAACUAGAUUCAUUCGAUGAGACCGUAAUUGACAAAAUUUUCCAAGAUAUCAAAAUCAAUUUGAUAGAAACAAAAGUCUGCACGCCUUCGAAUAUUUUAUAUAUUAUUCCAGAAAUAGUCCGGUUCAGAUGCCAAUAUUUUAAGUCAUAUUGGUUUUUAUUCAAAAAAGUUUACGAUGAAUAUCAACCAGGUAAGUUAAUUAUUAAUUCUGAUCCAUUUCAAUACCUUAUGUUCAAAGAAUAUGGAAUUCCUUGCAAUGAGGAGGUAAUUGAAGAAUGUAAAGAUCUUACCAUGGAUGUAUAUGAAAAAUGCACAAUUAACAGAGCAAUUAUGGAAAAUGACUUGCAAACAUUUAUUAAAUUCACUGAACUAGAAGACUUUGAUGAAAAUCAAACAUUGCAUAGCAUUUUCUAUCCUCGAUCUAUGACUUUACUUGAAUUAUGUUGCUAUCACGGAUCUGUUGAUUGCUUUAAGUUAUUAAUCAGUAAAUUCGGCUUAGACAUCACAGAGAAUUGCUUUGGUUUAUCAUUUUUGAGUGGAAAACCAGAUAUUGUCAAUGAAUGCUUGAAGUAUACAAAUCUCAAAGAUCCAUUUUUAAACGACGAUCGUAUUAAAUAUGCAAUGGUAUCUCAUAACAUUGAUUUUGUUUCAUUUCUAAUGAAUGAAUGCAAUAUACAUACAAUUUUAAUUAAUUGUACAAGAUACAAUAAUAUUCAAGCAUUUUUAAUGUACUUGGACCAGACAAAAAGUAUCAACAAAUGUUUUGUAGAAUCACCGGCUUUUAAUUUGCUUCCUCUUUGUGAAUAUCUCUUAUCAAAAGGAGCUGAUAUCAAUGCAAAAAAUGAAUUAGGAGAGACAUGUCUUUUUAGUGCAGCCAACUAUGGUAAUGCAGAGCUUAUCGAGUUUUUAAUUUCUCAUGGAGCUGAUGUCAAUGCAAGGAAUGAUAAUAAAUGUACACCACUUUUCGAAGCAGCAAAUAAAAAUAAUAAAGAGGCAAUAGAGUGUUUAAUUGCUCAUGGAGCUGAUGUAAAUGCAAUAAAUUCCUUAGGCGACAAUCCACUGUUUUAUUUAUUAGCAUCUCACAACAAAGAACUUGCACUAGAAAUUGCAGAAAUUUUCAUUUCCAAUGGAAUAGAUUUCAAUAAAAAGAAUGAAAAAGGAAUGAACGCCUUUCAUCAAGCAGCAUACAUAUCCAACAAAAAUGCACUAGAGUUAUUUAUAUUGCACGGUGCUGAUUUUGCAUCAAAGAGUAGUGAUGGGAAAACCGCACUUCACUACGCUGCAGUUUCUAAUGCUAGAGAAUCAUAUGAAUUUCUAAUAUCACAUGACAUUGAUGUCAAUGCAAAAGAUAAAGAUGGAAAUACAGCCAUUCAUUAUAUCACACUUGAAAAUCACAGAGGCUUUUAUCCUUGGGAAACAAGUCCAAAUAUACAAAAAACAUUUGGAUAUUUGGUUUCUCAUGGAGCAGAUAUCAACGCAAAAAACAAUAAAGGAAAAACAGCUCUUCAGAUGGCCAGAGAUCAAAAAAAUACAUUUAUGGAAAAUAUUCUUAAAUCGCUUGGUGCUGAGUAA
This is a messenger RNA of Trichomonas vaginalis G3, 1632 nucleotides long. RefSeq names its product protein ubiquitination. Lineage: Eukaryota; Parabasalia; Trichomonadida; Trichomonadidae. The transcript has a single exon. Bases 1 to 1632 code for a protein of 543 amino acids. The record is from RefSeq and is a predicted model, not a curated record. Gene Ontology annotation, molecular function: protein binding.